CCUACAUUACCCACAAUGCACUGGGCGCGGCUCAUUUCCGGUCCUGCGCCGUCUCUGGAGCGGAUUGGAACCCGGAGUCAGGAUUCGAUAAAUGAACAGUCUCCUGCAGAAAAGGUUCCAGUGAUGGCAGAGCAGACGCCAGAUGAGUUCAUCUGGUGCGAGGACUGUGGCCAGUACCAUGACUCCGAGUGUCCUGAGCUGGGGCCGCUGGUGACCGUCCAGGACUCCUUCGUCCUCAGCCGAGCUCGGUCUUCUCUACCAAACAGCCUGGAGAUCAGAGAGGUGGCUGAUGGGACGGAGGGCGUGUUCGUCCUGCGACGGCUGGUCAAGAGGACGCGGUUUGGCCCCUUUGAGGCUAAGCGGGUCCCCCACCUGGAGAGGGAAGGCGCGUUUCCUCUGAAGAUCUUUCAGGGGGACGGUCUGGUGGUGUGUUUUGACUCCAGCAGUGAAGAGGACUGCAAUUGGAUGAUGCUGGUGCGGCCUGCGACUGACCACAAACACCAGAACCUGGCGGCUUACCAGCAGGACGACGACGUGUACUUCAACACCUCCCAGGAUGUGCUCCCGGGCACAGAGCUGAGGGUCUGGUACGGGGCCUUCUAUGCCAAGAAGAUGGAGAAGCCCAUGCUGAAGUCUCCACUUCAACCACCACCUCCUCCACAAGAUGUGACAUCUUCAACUGCUAACACGGAGACCUCGGAGAAAACCGAGGCCCACAUACCAACAGGGACUGACGAGCCCAACGCAGGCAACAUGCUGACUCACCUGGAUGAGGUGAAGACAGUAAGUGUGCUUCCGGGCGACCCAGUCCUCCCCCAAGAAGAGAGCCUGGUCGGCCCUGAUGAGGAGGAGGAGGAGGAGGUUGCCCCCCCUGCAGUUCAGCCGGGCCCCAAGAGAGGGCACGGCCGAGGCGGGAGGAGAGCAAAGGGACGCAGGUCUCGGGCCACAGCUACCGCCAGCAAAAAGAAAGAGGUCAAGCCCCCAGUGGAGACCUCUGCCUCGGAGGCCUCGGAGGUGACGGCGGCAGCAGCAGCGAGUGCCCCAGAGAGCGGGCCUGUCCUGAAGAGACACAAAGUCAGAGAGCACAAGAGGGUGUACCGCUGCUCCCUCUGCAAUAAGGUCUUCCAGAACAGCAGCAACCUCAACAGACACGUCCGAUCUCAUGGUGACAAGCUGUUCAAGUGUGAUGAAUGUGACAAGUUGUUCAGCCGCAAGGAGAGUCUGAAGCAGCACAUCUCUUACAAGCACAGCAAGAAUAUGCCGGACCAGGAGUACAAACACAAAUGCAACACGUGUGAGAAAUCCUUUCGCCUGGAAAAUGCCUUAAAGUUCCACAACUGCCGGACAGACGACAAGACGUUCCAGUGUGAUAUCUGCUCGCGGUUCUUCUCCACCAACAGCAACCUCUCAAAGCACAAGAAGAAGCACGGCGAGAAGCUCUAUUCCUGCGAAAUCUGCAACAAGAUGUUCUAUCGCAAAGACGUGAUGCAGGAGCACCACAGGAGGCACGGCGUGGGACCGAAGCACUUGAAGCGAGAGGAGCUGGAGGCCAACGGAGAAGAAGGGACCAAGUACAGGAAGGAGCCGUCGCCCUGUCCCAUCUGUGGCAAGGUGUUCUCCUGCAGGAGCAACAUGAACAAGCAUCUGUUGACUCACGGUGAUAAGAAGUACACCUGCGAGAUCUGCGGCCGCAAAUUCUUCCGCGUGGACGUCCUUCGAGACCACAUUCACGUUCACUUCAAGGACAUAGCCUUGAUGGACGAGCAGGAGAGAGAAUGCUUCAUCAAGAAAAUCGGCAUCUCGGCAGGCAACAGCGACGAAACGGACGACGAUGAUGAUGAAGAGGAGGACGACCCUGAGCACCACAAGUACAACUGCAAGAAAUGUCAACUGUCGUUUGCAAAGGGGAAGGAGUACCUGAAGCACAUCAUGGAGCAGCACAAGGAGCGAGGCUACGGCUGCGCGAUCUGUAACCGACGCUUCGCACUGAAAGCCACGUACAACGCUCACCUGGUCAUCCACAGAGAGCAGCUGCCCGACCCUGCAGUGCAGAAGUACAUCCAUCCAUGUGAAAUCUGUGGCCGAAUCUUCAACAGUAUCGGUAACCUGGAGAGACACAAGAUCAUCCACACUGGGGUGAAGAGCCACUGCUGUGACAAGUGUGGCAAAUCCUUUGCGAGGAAAGACAUGCUGAAGGAGCACCUCCGGGUUCAUGACGACAUCCGAGAUUUCCUGUGCGCCGAGUGUGGGAAAGGCAUGAAGACCAAACACGCUUUGAGGCACCACAUGAAACUUCACAAGGGCAUCAAAGAGUAUGAGUGUAAGGCGUGUAAUCGCAAGUUUGCCCAGAAGGUCAACAUGCUGAAACACUACAAGAGACAUACGGGUGUGAAGGACUUCAUGUGUGAGCUGUGUGGAAAGACGUUCAGUGAGAGGACGACUCUAGAGACACACAAGCUCAUUCACACAGUGGGGAAGACGUGGACAUGUGCGACCUGUGAUAAGAAGUACCUGACCGAGUACAUGCUGCAGAAGCAUGUCCACCUGACCCACGAGAAGGUGGAGGCCCAGUCGUGUGACCUCUGCGGGACAAAGGUGUCCACUCGCGCAUCCAUGAACCGACACCUGCGACGUAAACACACUGAGGAGGUGAACGCGAGGGCCGAUGAGUUCGAUGACCUCCAGGAAACUUCGACAAUCAACGAUUCCUCUAUCAGCAUUGUACAGCCCACCCUGACCCUGGAAAAAGACGGCACGUCUCAAGAGAGACCCGGUCGACCAUUCCGACAGCCCAAGAAGAAGCAGAGGGUUUCAGCCGAGCCGGAGCUCUCUGAGUCGGAUGAAUUUGUCGAUUUCGCUGAGCCGAGGCACGAACCCAUGACCGAAUUCAGCGCCGUCAUUGUCGGUGAUGAAACUGAGACCAGCUCUGCUGUGCAGAGUAUCCAGCAGGUGGUGGUUCUUACCGACACCGGUGCGCAAUCGGCCGCCUCCCCCAACAGUUCGGUGGGGCUGACCAACAUCACAGUCACGCCCAUUACGAGCCACGCCCCUGCCCAGUUCACCAGCCUGCAGCCUGUAGCCGUGGGCCACCUGACUGCCAGCGACCGGCCCCUCACGCUGGACAAUUCCAUUCUCACGGUCACUUUCGACACAGUCAGUGGUUCCGCCAUGCUCCACAACCGCCCUGCUGAGCUAGUCCCAGAGACGGUGGGACCCGGCGGAGGAGGAGCAGCGCCUCAGUCAGUUGCUCACUUCAUCAACCUAACUACUCUGGUCAACCCCAUGGGCCACCAGCUGGAGGGCCCGACUCUGGCCUGGAGGCCCGUACCGGCAGCUGAGGGCAGCCAGGUCACGCCCGUGGUGGAGGGAACUCAUGGGGGGAGUCAGGAGGCCCAGAACCAGGGCUCAGAGCCAGGCCGACACGGCCACAGCCAACCGCCCACUCCACAGCAGCAGAGCAGCGCUGCACAGCAGAUGUUCAGCUACUGAGCAGAGACUAGAGGUGCCGGUCACCUCACACUCACCCACAUUGUUACAUAGAGUAGAUUUUAUGACUGAACUGUGCGAGCUUUUAUCACAGUCACCCAGAUGCCUCUCCAGCUUCAUGGAAAUGAAUUAUAUUAAAACGAUUUUUCUUUUUUAUACUAACACAAAAAGCCUUUUUUAAAUUUACAUAAAAAGAAAAGAAAUGGUACAUUCAGCCAAAAAAACACUCUGGAAGAUUUACAUUUCAAACCAAAGCAACAUGUUGAAUAUUCAAUUGCCUUACUAGCCUUUUAAAAUCAUGCAUGUUUUCAAGAUGAAUCUGCUGCUCGAAAGAUGAAACGUAACAUUAGAAGACAUUUGCGAUUGACAUGUUAAAUGAAAUCACCAGAUUAUGUGAUAUACGUGAUGGUUGGCUUAUUCCUAAAAGUGGCUAAAUCAAGAAGUCUUGAUUUUUGAAUGCUGUAACUGUAAUUGUUGUUUAACUGUGAGAGAAGAAUACUGGAAUCCUUUUUGUACGUUUAUUUUUAAAACAAAAUACCUCCUUUAAAAA
This is a messenger RNA of Scophthalmus maximus (turbot), 4036 nucleotides long. It is a transcript of the gene prdm15, whose product is annotated as PR domain containing 15. Gene Ontology annotation, molecular function: histone deacetylase binding; DNA-binding transcription factor activity; RNA polymerase II cis-regulatory region sequence-specific DNA binding. The transcript has 24 exons. Bases 16 to 3489 code for a protein of 1157 amino acids. NCBI's taxonomy places the organism in Eukaryota, Metazoa, Chordata, Actinopteri, Pleuronectiformes, Scophthalmidae. Gene Ontology annotation, biological process: cell fate commitment; regulation of transcription by RNA polymerase II. Gene Ontology annotation, cellular component: cytoplasm; nucleus. The record is from RefSeq and is a predicted model, not a curated record.